Messenger RNA from Adineta ricciae, 1425 nucleotides. The record is from the annotation of a GenBank genome assembly. NCBI's taxonomy places the organism in Eukaryota, Metazoa, Rotifera, Eurotatoria, Adinetida, Adinetidae.
AUGAGUGGCAAAGAAAGUACAGGACAUGAUCUUGUUAGUAUGAUAAAAACGAAUCCAUUGAUUUCACAGCCGAAUGAUGAACAAUCAAAUAAGAAACAUGAGAAAGAAUCAGGUGAUUUUGAUAAUGAUGACAUUCAAAAGAAAAUGAGUGGUUUAAUUCAUAAUUUACAAUCAGGAUCGCCUGAUCAGUCUGAUAAAACUCCAACGAAAGUCGAUGCCGAACGAAUACGAUCACCAGUGGCUGAGAAACAAGCAGAACGACCAUCACGAUCGACGAGUCCGCAAGUAUCAAAACCACAUGAAGUCUCCAAAAUACGACCAGCGUCAUUAAGUUCAUCAAGUGAUGAUGAAAAGAAGAAGAAAAAAGGGGCCCAACGAGAUUCAUCCGAUGAACAUCAUCGAAACUCAUCGAAGUCACCUAAACCAGAAAUGAAACACGAUAGUUCUCAGACAAAACACGAUACAACCGCUACAGCGAAUACUCAUAAGAAUGCUCGUUCUUCAUCAACGGAUUCGGAGGACCUUCCCCGUUCGACAUCGAAAAAAACUCAAGCGAAACAUUCUCCACGCGAUGGUGAAAAACGUUCGUCAUCGCGAGAAUCUAAAAAAGAACGUUUGAACAAUUCCAAAGCAUCUCAAAAAGAAAAACCUAAACCUAAAUCUACGCAUUCGACUGAUGACGAUACAACCGAUGACGAACAUCACACGUCUAAAUCAAAGAAAAAGACAACCAAUGAUGAACAUCAUAAAACAACCGAUGAAGAUACCCACGUAAAGAAGACACAUAGUAUUCAAGAUCUCGUUAAUAAAUCGAUCAAACCAUCAGAUCCACAUUCGGACACGGAACAAGCAAAACCUAAACGCCGACGACCGAAACGUAUUUCUCGUACAACACAAACGUAUGAACAUAUCUUCCGACGAAUGGAACGUGACCAGCAUGAGGAAUUAGUUCCAACGAAUGAUACAGACAAAAAUUGUCAAACACGAAAAUCUCAAUUAUCUCCGCAAAAACGAUCGUCGAAAAAAUCCUAUUCGAUCUAUAUAUCCAGCGAUGACUACAAAUUUGAACCGGUUAACUCAAAAAAGUCUUCAUCUGAUCAACGAAAGUCGUCGAAUACGCGUAAAUCUGCACCAGAAAGCGGUAAAUUAUUGAUUCUUCGUCCGACACAAUCGGACCAUCAUAGCAAGGCUAUUAGCACACAGCGUAUUACUUCUGAACAAGCUAUUGAUUUGAUUCGAAAUGAUAAAAAACAAGAUUCAUCAUCAGCCGACCAACGAGCGAAAUCCAAAACACGUAAACAACCUGAACACGCUCAGAAAUUACCUCGAGUGAAUUCCCCAGCAUCGUCAACGGAACACGAUCAUCCACAUAAAGCGAAUGCUAAAGGAAAAACUAAAAAGAACGCCGCAGAUGAUUCGUUAUAA